AUAAUCUCCUCUCAAAUGUGAAUAUUUUCUUUGCAAAUUGCACGUUGCAUUUAAGUUGAUAUUAGUAGUAGUGAAUAACGUGCAUGGCUUACAUUAGUUAAUGAGCAAGCUCCUUGUAGCAGCAGCUGCUCGGAGAGAAAACUUUUUCUCCUGGUGGAGCUUUUAUUUCACUGGUCUCCCAUCCGCACGCUAGGGUGCGGAAGCACCUCGCUAGUAGAAGAAACUGCUAGUAGAAGAAACUUUUUUUCAUUUUAAUAUUUUGUAAACUUUCUCUCUUUCACUCGUCGCACUUCCGCUGGAGCGGAAGUGCGACCAUAAGAUCAUCACAUGUGACCAGCACCGAAGAAAAGAAUUGUUAUCGGGUCAACGCCAGCGGUAUCGAUGGGAAGGAUUGCGCGAGGAUGAAUCUCCAGUUAGUCAACGAAAACUUUAUUUGUGGAGCAUGCCCAGCAAUCCCACCUGGCCCUUGGUGUAAAGAGUUGGCUCGGAAGAAGAUCCACACGACAGACACUUCAGCGUCGGAAGUCGACAUAUGUGACUGACAUUUUUCUGGGCGUCACUAACAAUGCAAGUUUCCUAGCGUAUGUUCUUCGAUUUUGGGCAAAAAUCUCCGCUUCACGUGCCUAUGUACUGGGCGACCGAAUCUUUCGCAAAUUUCAUUAAUUAAUUAAUUAUGUAUGUGCUCAAUUGACCCAAAUUUUGUCAAAAUCGGCGACCAUACUCUGGGAGACCUCCAUUUUAAGGGUAUUUUCUGUAUGUAUGCAGUACACUCUUGGCGACAAGUUCAUGUCGCGUGCGGCGCAAGGCGAAUUCGUCUUCCUGAAUUUGAAACCCGUCAAAUGGAACUGGAUUCCGACGUCACUGGUGGAAAUUUCCUGUGAAGCUGGCAAAUACCUGGUCAAACCGGGCGAGGGAAAUAUAGUCAUCAGACACGGAGAAGUCCUUAACACCACGGCCAGAACGUAUCUACACUUUGGCGAUGAGUUGGGGUUCAUGAAAUAUCGUGACGACAUUUCCGGUGGACUUGCCAUCUUCACUUUUGAUGAACGUGAAUAUGAAACUAAUUGGGAUAUAUAUAGAACAAUAGGACUCAAUUCGAGUGAAUGUCGGCCGGAAAAUAGUGAUGGAUUAAUCUUCACACCGGGACAAAAUCACGUGAUAUUCUCCCGCAUUCUGUCGUACCUCUCCCUCGGAAACUUACUGAACGCCCGACUAGUUUGCAAACAGUGGGGCGAACAAGUGACCCCCCUCGUGCGGAAGAAAUCCACGAUAAAUUUUUAUUCUUGGACUAUCACUCCGUCCCUACGAUUUUCACAGUACGUCCAUGAAAUUAAGGGUGUCGCACCCUGGCCAAAUUGGCAGAUUCACUGCCCCUACUCCGUCCCAGGGGAAGGGGGCGACGAGAAGGGACGAGCCGCCAAGUAUUUCGCUGAUUUGAACUGGUUUCUUGACCCGCGCUGGGGACACCACGUGAGGACCUUGUCGCUAAGCGGGAGCAUCCAUUCCGACCAAGAUUACGGCGUGUAUAUCAAAAUUGUUACUUUCUUUAAGGACACCUUGGAAGAAUUAAGUGUCAACUUACACAUAAAAAUUUUCAAUGCUGAUGGAUACGAGGAGAACUAUUCUACGAAGGAUGACCUAGUUUUCAAAAAUCUGAAAAAAUUGGCAAUCCGUAUAAAUCCUGAUGACGCUCGAUCCUUGAGAGGAAAGGAAUUUUCCGCGCUUUGGAUGAAAAUUUGGGCAGGCGUAGUUAAAGGUUUGGAUUCUAUGGAAAUUCGCGGAUCGCCAAUUUUGGGGUCAAGAUUUGUACAAGAAUUGCAUAAAAUGGGAACUUUGUCGCACAUAAAUUUGAGGGAGAUCGUGCUAACGUGCAAGGCAGAGGAUGGCCUCACUUUUCUCGCCGAUGUGAAUCAGCCACUGAAAAAGGUGACCUUAAGGGAACCUCUGGAAGUGCGUAACAUUUGGCUCAGUUUUUCUCAAGUACUCCGAUGGAUAGCGCAUCAAAAUCUCCGAUCGCACUCAAACUUUUUAUACUAAUUCUGUAUGGGAUGAAAAAUAUUACCCCAAACCCAUUUUUCGAAAUUUCAAUUUU
Folsomia candida is the source of this 2092-nucleotide messenger RNA. RefSeq lists its product as uncharacterized. Gene Ontology annotation, molecular function: protein binding. NCBI's taxonomy places the organism in Eukaryota, Metazoa, Arthropoda, Collembola, Entomobryomorpha, Isotomidae. The record is from RefSeq and is a predicted model, not a curated record. The transcript has 4 exons. The coding region runs from base 760 to 2037 and encodes 425 amino acids.